Messenger RNA from Rhineura floridana, 11415 nucleotides. It is a transcript of the gene ZFHX2, whose product is annotated as zinc finger homeobox 2. Gene Ontology annotation, molecular function: DNA-binding transcription factor activity, RNA polymerase II-specific; RNA polymerase II cis-regulatory region sequence-specific DNA binding; zinc ion binding. Gene Ontology annotation, cellular component: nucleus. The coding region runs from base 590 to 8428 and encodes 2612 amino acids. The transcript has 11 exons. NCBI's taxonomy places the organism in Eukaryota, Metazoa, Chordata, Lepidosauria, Squamata, Rhineuridae. The record is from RefSeq and is a predicted model, not a curated record. Gene Ontology annotation, biological process: regulation of neuron differentiation; brain development; regulation of transcription by RNA polymerase II.
GUGUGUGUGUGAAUGUGAGGUUGGAGGAAGGGGGGGGAGUGAGGAGGACUGAAUUGAUUAUUCCAUUGUGUUGGAAGGCAGCCGCCAGGUCCGCGGAGCGAGGGAACGAGGCAGGCUGCGAGGCGGACGAGUGUAAAUCAAUGGGGAAGCCCCGGCGCGGCGAACCCCAUCGAUUUUUGCCUGCCUGAGCCGAGCGAGGAACGGCGCGGAGGAGCAGCCAGACGGCGGAGCGCUGACAACUGAGCCUGCCUUGCCAGCCUGCCUGCGCUCCCCCUCCGAUCCACCCGUCCUUCCACCGCCGCCGCCCCCCCCCGCCAGCCCAGCCCAGCCCAGCCAGCCACCCCACCCCGGCGGCCAAGAGCGUCAGCGGCGCCUGCUGGUCCCCCUCUCUGUUCCCGCGGAGGUGAUGUUGCGACUGCCACUAGCAUGCCCCCCCACCUCCACCAAAGGAAUGAUGGAUCUGUAAAGGACCGGUCAGUUUGUUGAUGACAACUAGUCAUACCUGCUAGAUGAACCACCUCCAUUUUCAGAAAUGGUCUCGGCUCCCGUGCUGAGAUGACCCCUCCGUGCUCCUCGCGCCCGUACCGCCAUGGACGCCCCCUCUAACUCUGCCUCCUCCUCCUCCUCUUGUCCCUCCGCUGCUGUCCCCCCGGCCGACAGGCAGGAUGACAGGGCCGUGGUUUGGCCCGCUCAGGACUCUCCUGCCUCUCCAGCCACCAAAGAACCCCCCCUCUUGGACCCUUCCUCCUCCAACUCCCCCUCUCCCCAGGAAACCAUGAGGCCCUGCUCUAGUCCCCAAGCAGCACUCGGCUCUGCGAAGCUCCCAGCAGCCAUCUUAUCUGCACCGCUACUCCAAGCAGACUGCGGCCUGGUGACACCAAACCCCUCACUUUUUCCCCAAGCAACACCUCCUGGAGAUGGGCAGAAGCAAGAACCAGAAGACUACAGAGAGGAGGAAGAGGAUGGUGGACGCAAGGCCCAGCUCUUCUUCUCUGCCGAGGGCUCGGCCUACCUUCUCAGUGGUGGCUAUGUUCUCUUACCAAAGGGCUCCCCAAGCACCACAGCUUCCCAGGUGUCCAUCCUCCACGUCCAGCGCGGUGGAGGCCCUAACCAAGGCUUUAUGUCUACUGACCAAAUGUCCCAGAAUACCUCAACGCCAGGCGAGUGGACCCCUCAUGGCGCCUUCUACAGUUACCGACUGGCCAGGGCCCCCACUCGAACCACAUCUGCCAAAAACGCUCCCACCAAACCCAAAGAUGCCCCCACCGCCCUCGUGGAGGAUGAGGAAAACCUCAAAGGGGAAGCCAACCUUGGCCAAGAAGAGGAGCUCCUGGAGUCACCCAUCUGGCUUUGCCUAAUAUGCCACCUCUCUUUCUGCCAGGGCCAUUCCUUGGCCACUCAUGCCCAUGUGGCCCAUGGGGUGCAGCUGAGCACUGACGAAUGCCAGACCCUCUCCAGAGGGGUUUCUGCCGUGUUCCAGGGUACCACACUUGGCUUCCUAGAACCAAAUAAUCCCACCACCGAGGCAGACCUCAAUGCCAGAAUGUGUAGCAGAUGGGUGAAUGUAACAGUGGAGGAGGAGGGGAGCCCAGAAAGACAAUGUGAGCCAUCAGAUGCCAAAGAUUCAAGGGUCGGUGGCACACACUGGGCAAAGGGGGGCAUGGAGGACAAACCAGAAGAAGAAAAGGAGGAGGAGGAGGCAGCAUCAGCAGUGGUGGCUGAAAACAAGAAAGAGGAGGGGAGGCUUCUCCCAGACCAAAGCUCACUCGGCCAAAGCCCACCCACGGGUGUUCACACCCCACUCUCAGAGUCCCCGCUGAAGAAUGCCAACAGCGACGAUGCCACAGUUCACAUUGGGUCGCCCAAGGAAGUCGUUGACGUGGAGUUGGCCAACGAAGCUGUUGGGUUGGCCAACCAAGGUGUCAAUACAGAAUUGGCUCAUGGUGUUGCUCCCCUUGAAUUAGCUGGCGGAAUCAACAGCUCUGGGUUGGCCACCAAGGUUCAAAACGACAGCCUAGCUAACAACUUGGAUGUUGGUAGGGUUGGGUUGACCCAUGACGUCGGUGCUGCUGAGUCGACACAUACUGCUGGUAACGUUGGGAUGGCCAGCGAUAUUGGUAACAUUGGGUUUGAGGUCAACAAUGGGAUAAGCAACAGCAGUCACAACGGAGGGCAUUCCCUUGCCUUUGGGGAAGAUUUUACAGCCAUGGCCUACUCUGGGUUGACUCUAUCCGGCCACAUGUCCUUGCUUCAUUCGCGCAACUCCUGCAAGACUCUUAAAUGUCCAAAGUGCAACUGGCAUUAUAAAUACCAGCAAACCUUAGAUGUGCAUAUGAAGGAGAAGCACCCUGAAAACAACAGCCACUGUGCUUACUGUAGCACGGGGGGACCUCACCCUCGCUUGGCCAGAGGCGAGAGCUACAACUGCGGCUACAAGCCGUACCGCUGCGAGGCCUGUAACUAUUCCACCACUACCAAGGGCAACCUCAGCAUCCACAUGCAAUCUGACAAGCACUUGGCCAACUUGCAGGGCUACCAGGCCACAGGAGGAGGCGGGCCCCCCUCAGCGGCCCCUCCGGCAGCGCCGACCCCAUCCUCCCCUGAGGAGAAGGAGUCGAAAGGCAAAUCCUCCUGGCAGUGCAAAGUCUGCAGCUAUGAGACCAACAUCUCCCGCAACCUGCGGAUCCACAUGACAUCAGAGAAGCACAUGCAGAACAUGCUCUUGCUCCAUCAAGGGCUGCCUUUGGCACUGCCCGGACUGCUGGGGCAAGGCCAAGUCUCGCCAGGAGGCAAGGCGCAGCCAGAGCUCUUCCAGUUCUAUGGGACGCAGGCCCUUGGCCAUUCCCAUCACUCCCAUCCCCACCAUACUCACUCUGGGGGAAGCUCGGCCCUACGGGGGGACAAGCCCAUGGACCAAACCCAGCUCUUACUCAACGGAGGCUUCCCACACCUCAACACUACUGGUAGGAAGAUGGCUGCCUUGGGGUCAGCCCCUGCGUCACUCUCUCCGGAGCCAUCGCCACCAUCCCCUUUGCUACCCUCUUCUGCGUCAGACCUGGUGACUCCCCAGAGGUUGUUUGGCUGCCUGGUGUGCCAAGUUUUCAGCACGGACAGCCUCGAGGCGCUCCUGAGGCACGCAUCAGCCCCGCGCUCCUUGCCUGAGGCUGAGUGGAAGGAGGUGUCUGGUGACUUGCACCGGUGCAGACUCUGUGCUUAUGGCACCCAGCUGAAGGCCAACUUCCAGCUUCACCUCAAGACGGACAAACAUGCCUUGAAAUACCAGCUGGCAGCCCACCUGCGCGAAGGGGGUGUCAUUGGAGCCCACAUGGGGGCGGAGCUUCCCCUUGGCCCGCCCCUUCACCUGCACUGCAACCUCUGUGAAUAUGAGACCAAUAGCAAGGAGAAAAUGCGGCUGCAUGUGGCAGGGACUGGCCACCAGGAGGCGCUGCAAGGUUACAAGUUCCUCUUGGAAAUGGAGGCCACAUUGGCGGCACCAUCAGGCCCCGAACCUUCCCAGUUCCGCUGUCUCCUGUGUAAUGUGGAUGCUCUGAACCGUCUGGCAAUGAUCCAGCACCUCCGUUCCCCCCAGCACCGUGACACCCAUGGCCAGUGGCGCCUCCAGCUACUCCAGAACGGGGAAGGAACUCCAGGUCUCGAGAGAUAUGUCUGCUUUGCUCCGGCAAAUUCCGCUGAUAACGGCCCUGCAGGCAAAGAAACUGUGCCAGGGGCCUCAUCUCCUGCAAAAGAAACACAGAAAAAAGCCCAGACUCCUGGUUCUGAUGAGACCGAAACGAAAGCUGGAGGUGUGGGCGACAUCACACAGGUCUUCUGCUGCCCCUAUUGCAACUACGUUGACCAAUCAGCAGAAGCUGUGCGGGCUCACACAAUCACCCAGCAUGCCGUGCAGCCCAAGUUCCGGUGCCCGCUCUGCCAGGAGCAGCUGGUGGGCCGUACCAAUCUCCACUUCCACCUCAGCCACAUUCACAAUGUGGUGCCCGAAUGCGUGGAGAAGCUCUUGCUGGUGGCCACGACUGUGGAAAUGACCUUUCUCACCAAAGUUGUUCCUGGCCUCAACCUCCCUCCUGACCCACCAAAGCCAGGUGGGACACCCAGCUCAGAACAAGGGGCUAGGAAUGAACCCGAAAGCCCCCUUGCAGCACCAUCUACAGGGGAGAAAACUCCUCCAGCUCCUGCGCUUUGCCCUGAAACAACUCCUCCUCCUCUGCCGCCUCCUCCUCUUCCACCUGCCAUCUCCCCAGCUCAACCUCCUGACCCUCCAGAAAAGCCACCCCCUGCCUCUUCAACUCCUCCUCCAGUUGCUCCUCCGGAGUUUGAAGAUGAAGAAUCUCCUCGUCCAAAUGCCUCACCUGAGGAACAGCUGCUGCCCUCACACAUAUUGACUGAGUUCCAUGAGGCCUCGCCACUUGCCCUACCCAACCAAGAUCCCCGCCACCCUCUGUCCUAUCGCAAGGCAACCAAUUUUGCCUUAGAUAAGUUCCUGGACCCAGCCCGUCCAUAUAAAUGCACGGUAUGCAAGGAGUCUUUCACACAGAAGAACAUCCUCCUGGUGCACUACAACUCUGUCUCCCACCUGCACAAGAUGAAGAAAGCCUCAUCUGACCCUUCAGUGCCAUCUCGGAGUGAGCCAGGCAUGCCAGGGGUUCUCCAGCCAUCCUCGGAUAAGCCCUACAAGUGUACCACCUGCCGCGUCUCGUACAACCAGAGCUCCACGUUGGAGAUCCACAUGCGCUCUGUUCUGCACCAGACCCGUUCCCGCGUGGCUAAGAUGGAAGCCGCCGGCAAAGUGGAGCUGGCGUCCGCCGAAUCGGAGCCCCCAAGUGAAACGCCGCUGGAAACGGAUGCCCCCAAGCUCCUGGAGACAGGCUGUGUGCAGGUGCCGGCUCUCCCAUUUUUGGCACCCUCUGCAGAACUACAGCGCUUCCCCACGCCCAUAUUUACUCCGCCGCUGCUGCCGCCCUUCCCAUUGGUGCCAGAGUCCCUUCUGAAACUGCAGCAGCAACAGCAGCAGCUACUGCUGCCCUUUUAUUUACAUGAUCUCAAGGUGGCCCCCAAGCUGGCUUUAGCAGCCCCAGCGCUGGCCCUCCCAACCACAGCACCUGUGCUGCUGCCACCUCUGCCAGCCAAGGAAGAACAGGCACCGGCAGCAGCCGGCAGCUCCAAACCGGAGCCUACCGAAGAGGCUGAAGCAGAGGAGGCCGAGGGGAGCCAGCCAGGGAAUGAAGCAUCUCGCACAGCAGCCAAAGCCCUUCUAGAGAACUUUGGAUUUGAGCUGGUGAUCCAGUACAAUGAGGGCAAGCAGCCUGCAGCAGCUGCUCCAGCCAUCCCCCCACGCCCCCCAGCAGGCAAGCUGCUGUGCGGCACCUGCAGGAAGCAGUUUUCCAACAUGCUCAUCCUGAAAACGCAUGAGGAGCAUGUGCACCGGCGGUUCCUGCCUUUUGAGGCACUCAAUCGCUAUGCUGCUCAGUUCCGAAAGAGCUAUGACAGCAUGUAUCCACCGCCACCGGCACUCCCGAUUGAGACUACCACUGCCUCCGCUGCCACCACAACCGCCGUUGUCGCCACAGAGACGACCACAGUCACCGUUACGCCAGCCUCCCUGCCUCUAGAGAUCCCCCCCCUCUGCCCUCCUUUUUUAAUGCAACCUAUGCCUGUGGUGGUACCACCACCGGAAAGCGAGACUCCUCACGUGUCUCCUGAAUGCUUGAAACCUCUGUGGUUUCGGGGGGAGGAUGAGGAAGGUGGCAGUGUAUCUGGGGUUCUCGAUCCCUCCCGUGGGGGGUUUCCCUCAACCCGACGCUUCUCCCGCACCAAAUUCACUGAGUUCCAAUCUCAAGCUCUGCAGUCCUUUUUUGAGUCCAGCGCAUACCCCAAAGAUGGCGAGGUCGAGCGGCUCUCAGUGCUCUUGGGCUUGCCUAAUAGAGUCAUUGUGGUCUGGUUCCAAAAUGCCCGCCAGAAGGCUCGGAAGUGUGGAGGAAGUGAAACCAGCGUGGGCAGUGGAGGCGCCGUAGCGCAGCCCUCCUGCAAGAAAUGCCAGACAUCUUUUCGCUGCAUCUUUGAACUCGUGCGCCACCUUAAGAAGUGUUACAAUGACCAGCCAGAGGAUGGGGAUGGAGAUGGUAUUGAGGAAGAGAAUGACGCCCCUGAGGAAGAGGAACAGGAGGAGGAAGAGGAGGAGCAGCAGGAGCAACAGCAGCAGGAGCCUUCAGGGACUGAUGGAGAAGUGAAGAUUGAUGGUGCUGGAGACAAACCUCUGGAGGAAGAGCGAACAGCAGCCCCGCCAGAAAGCUCAAACACCCAUCCCUGUGACCAGUGCACAGCCAAAUUCUCAACCGUUGACCUCCUCAAUAUCCACCGUGUCAGCCACAUCCCAGCAACUGCUCCUCCACCAGCCCCUGCUGCCCCCCAGCCUCCCUUGGAGUUGGCCCCGCUGGCGUUUGGUGAGCGUGCUGCCCACCUGGACUCCUCCCGUGCACAGAAACGGAAGCAUGAGGAUGGGAGCUUGUCUCCCACUGGGAGUGAGUGUGCCAGUGUGGUAGGCGGGGACAGUGAGCCCCCGCGGGACAAGCGCCUGCGCACCACCAUUUUGCCAGAGCAGCUGGAGAUUCUGUAUCGCUGGUACAUGCAGGACUCCAAUCCGACACGGAAGAUGCUCGACUGUAUCUCUGAAGAAGUUGGGCUCAAAAAGAGGGUUGUCCAAGUGUGGUUCCAGAACACAAGAGCCCGUGAGAGAAAGGGCCAGUUCCGGUGUAACACCAGCACCACCAACCCAACCAGUAAGCCCUCACCCAUGCUCCCUUCCGCCUUCCCAAAGUUCAACCCUCCACCACGAGAUCCACCCGUCCACUAUGGUGCUGCGUUCACCCCCAGCCUCCCUGCAGUGAGCUUACAGCUACCUACGGCUAAGCCAGAAGUUCUUGCUGAUCCACAAACGCAGGAAGAAGCGGCUGAAGAAGAGGUGCCGAAGGAGAACGAAGACCGGAGCCUGUCGGGAGGGGAGCUGAGCGACUCGUCAUCCUCAUCGUCGUCUUCGCUGGCUGAUCUGGAUUUCUCCGGCAGCCGGCAGAGUCGAGGGAUGGAUGGCGGGCUGGGAGGCAUGCAUGACUCUCUGGGCCAGCGCCGAUAUCGCACGCAGAUGUCCAGCCUCCAGCUUAAGAUCAUGAAGGUUUGUUACGAGGCCUACCGAACUCCCACCAUGCAGGAGUGUGAGGUGCUGGGCGAGGAGAUAGGGCUGCCCAAACGAGUGAUUCAGGUGUGGUUUCAGAAUGCCAGGGCCAAGGAGAAAAAGGCUAAGGCUGCGAGCGGCAGUGAGGAGGGCCUUCUUGGCACUCCAGCUCAGUCCGAGUGUCCCUACUGUGAAGUCAAGUAUGAUUUUUACGUGUCCUGCCGCGGACACCUCUUCUCCCGUGGCCACCUAGCCCGACUCAAGGAGGCCAUCAAGGCCCAGCUCAAGAACGAGAGCAAGUGCUAUGAGCUUGUGCCAGACAAAGGGAUGCCAUCCCCAACCAGACUGGGUGCCUCUAUGCCUCCAACAACUGUGCCAUCUUCCCUUGGGAGCAUGGCCCCCUUUGCGCCAGGCCCUUCCUCUUCCUCUGUGGGGGUUCUGAGCACCCCUUUGGCCUCCACCCAGCCGGGGGCCCCCUUACCUCAGCGCCACACGCCGGAACCAGCCCAGCUUGGCCCCUCCGCAGAGCCGGCACCUGCUCCAGAUACCGCCCCGAGCGACAGUCAGGCAGACCCCACGUCAGGCUCAGCCCAGGAACCCUCCUUGUCGUCCACUGCCAUGGUGAAAAACCUCAAGACGUUGAAGGCCACAGUGCCGGCCUUGCUGGGUGGUCAGUUCCUGCCCUUCCCGUUGCCGGCAGCAACAGCAGCAGCCCCUUCACUAUUUGGAGCACAGCUGCCCGGGGCCUACUUCCAGCAGCUUUACGGCAUGAAGAAGGGUCUAUUCCCCAUGAACCCCGUCAUACCUCAGACACUUAUGGGGCUGCUGCCCAGUCCCCUGCUCCCAACAUCCACGCCAGAGCCACCCGUCGAGGUGUCUGAGGCCCCUGGCAUCUCUACGGUUGACGUGACUCACCAGUACCUUUGCCGCCAGUGCAAGGCAGCCUUUGAGAGCGAAGGGGCCGCUGCCGCCCACCAGGCUGCUUUCUGCUACUUUGGGAGCCAUCCCCCAGCGGCCCCACCCCCGCUGCGUGUGCCUGUGUGCACCUACCACUGCCUGGCCUGCGAGGUGCUUGUGAGUGGGCGUGAGGCACUGGGGUCCCACCUGCGCUCCAGUGCUCACCGGCGCAAGGCCGGAUCCAACGCAGCAACUGCAUCGGUGUUUGCCAAAGAGGAAUCCAAAUUACCUCACUCGGACUCCAACCCAAAAAGUAAUGCUACCUCUACGACACUACUAGCUUUAUAGAGACGGAUGGUACACUGCCACCAAUUGAGAGAGAAUGACUAACCAACCAGCCAGUGGCGGGAUGGACACACGCUUGGGUGCCCCCUCUGCUGUUACACAUAACACUCAGCCCACCCACCCCCAAGCCCAACCUCUGUCCUUUCUUAUUGCCCGCAAGGAGAAGUGACCAGUAAACUCCAGAAAUGGCCGUUUUCCCAAAGUGACGUCCACUGCCCUAAGGCAACACCCUUCCCAGCCCACUGGGACAUGUGUACAAGCAGAAUCCAACUACCCAGCCUCCCCACCCUGCCCCCAAUAUAAGAAAGAUUUGUAUUGAGCCAUCCAUCUUGACGGAAGACCAAUUGACCUGAUGUUGGACAGAAGUGCAGACUGCCCACUGAGGAACCCUGCCCACUUUACAACUGCCUUGCACUCUCUCUAAAGGAUGUUGAUUUCCUUCAACUCCUCCCCCAGCCACAGUCCUCUGUUGCCUCCAUGCACAGAUCCUUGCCACCAUGGCUCCUCUACAAGUCGGUCCUCCCACAUCCCAGCCAACACUCAGUCCCUGCUUCUCCCUGCCCUGAAAAGAUAAUUGGAUCUUAAUGGGCCAUCCACAGAUGCCCAUAUCCAACACCGAUGCCAAACCCAUGCCCUUCCCCCUCACUUGUUGACUCAUCGUUCCCUCACACAUACCUGUGUAUUCCAGAGUCUUCCAUCUCCUGUGGCAUACACAGGUACCUCACGUGAGAGAGCCACAAGAGGCUCUCUCUUUUCCCACAUACCUGUCUUCGUUCAGGGCUUUAUGUCCUUUCCCUCCGCCCCCUUUUUUCUGUGAGGAACAUCUCAAGAUGAUUCCUGUUAUGGUAAUGACUUCAGACGUUCCUCGGACAUUGAGCACCUCACCUCUGCAGGGUGGGGGUAAGGUCUCCCUUCCCUCAAUGGCUUUUGCCAGAGUGUCUCUCCUCAUGUCAACGGAAGGCUCCCCAAUUUCCUCCCUGUUGCCUCUCAUAUCGCCGCACGUGACCCAAAUCCCUCCCCUUACCUGUAUUGUGUGUGUGCUAGAACCACACUGCCUCCCCCCCAAAAAAACCCACAUUUGUGACAGCUGCUGGCACACUCUCAACACCCAUCAUACACCCUUGUGGACCCAGUCUCCUCUCUCUCUGCUUAUAUUCACACAAACCUGUUAAAGCUCCUACUCUCACACUCACCUUCCACCCUUUUACUGUGUUACCAAUUGAGAAAGGCCAAAAAAAAAAAAAUAGCAAACAAAAAGAGUGGACAGAAAGAAAGAAAAUGAUUAACCCAAGGAAACAAAAGGGAGGGGGGGCAAAGACGAGAAACUGAACCCCCCUCCAAAACCCUCCACCCCUCCCAGAGCAUGUGCUGCCCAUUGUGUAUAAUAAUUACCGUCACGGACGGACGGAUGGACAGACUCCCGAACUGUCGAUGGCUUUGAACGACUUGAACAGCAACCAAACAGGGAAAGAAAGGCGCCUCUCUCUUCUUUCCCGCCAUUUUCUCUCUCUCUCCUCUCCUCCUCGUCCCCAGUUGGGUCUUUACCUGCACUGAGGAACCAAAUAAAACCGACAACCUCGCUGUCUUUUUCCUCCUGAUAGACGUGACUUCUGUCUCCGCGCGGGAAACGACACAAAAACCUACUCCGAUGGCUUUAAGAAAGAAAGAUAGAAAGAAAAGAGAAAAAAAAAAACCCAGAAGGAUCCUCCUGUCUAAACACACACGGCCAUUUGCCACGUGCUUGUGUGCCGACGUCCUUGCAAAAAAAAGAAAAAAACUCAAAAACCCUCUUUAUGAAUCCAAAGCUCUUAAAAACUUCUAUACAAUAACCAAAAAAGAAAAAACCAACAGUGAGAGAGAGAAUACCCACCAACAAAAAGGAAUCAUAAAAAGCAAACUGGAAAUAAUUUUUUUUAAAAGACAUAAGUUGAUGAUGAUGAAGAAGAAAAGUUAACCCCUCACGUUUUUCUUCUGCUUUGUGUCAAUUGUUUUGGGGUUCCUAUUCCUGUUCUUUUCAUUCCCCCCCUCACCUGUUCCACCCGCCAAGUGUUUUUUAAGCCCCCUCCCACUUAACAAAGAUGGACAAGAAUUUUAAGAAGUGGAAACCUGUGGGGUAGAGAAAGGGAUACAACCCCCCCCCCUACACAAAUAACCAAACGAACUACAUAUGGGGUGUUAGAGGGAUGGGUUUAUACAGAGGCUCACCCUCUGGACCACCCUGUUUUCCUCAGACCACCCCCUUCUCCCUACAACUCUACACCCCAGAAUGGGGAAGGGAAAAAAUGUCUUUCUGUUGUGUAUUUAAAGGGGGGGAUGGGGAACAAUAAAAAAUAAAAAGAAAUAAAAAUUAUAUUAAAGAUGGUUGGAGAAAAAAAUCAAACGUUUUUGGUGGGAGGGGAUGAAUUGAGCUACGCAUAUUUGGAAGCAAUGGGGAAGAAGAUAAAAGAAGUGUGAACGAUACUGGUCUGGGCCAAGGUUGGCUUUUCUUGUGUGAGGUGGUUCGGGUGACCUUUAAAACGCACCAGUUUUAACUGGCCAUAUGCUCUUCUGGCUUCACUUAGAGAUGCCCCUGUUUUCUUUCCUCAUCCCUGGUCUUGUUUUCCCUGCAUCCUUAAAGCUCGCAUGCACCCAAGACAGCAAUUUUAAAAAAAAUCCCUUGAUCUUGGGAUUAUUUACACAGUACAAAUGAAAGCAAGUUAACAGGGUGGAACGGAUCUCCUAAACAACCAGGGGCUUUAGAUUGGCUCUGUUUCACUCUUGGGGAAACUGAUCUAAUCCAUAUGCCCGCUGGGGAAGAGAGGGGCAUAGCAUUGUAAGCCCCAGAGACAGGGAUUUUCUCAGGCUGGUACACUGUGAAUUGGGCCCUCCAAUGCACUUGCAAAAGAGUACAUGGAUUAGCAUAUGUUUUGUGUCAUAUGAAAAUUUGUGCCCUCUUUUGCAGGUAGGGUGGAGGUUCCAAUAAUAAAUCAAUGGCUACACGUGUAAUAAAA